AUGGGGAUAAAAGAUUGGUUCCCCCAUGGGGAAAAUCAGAAUCAUGACGGGUGGAGAUUGGAUAUCGUUUCUCUUUUGGCGGUCAUCGGCGAGAGUUCGAUGGAAUCACACUCGCAAGCUCUCACAUCCUCGUGGACCUGCAUACUGCCUCGAAUCAUCCCCGCUCCCCAAGCUCUACUGAAGCCAUCCCGCCCUACUCGAAUGCCACAGGUUAAUGCUGCUGUUGUCGGGGUACAUAAUGGAACACUUGUUCAAACACUCAACUACUUCCCCAACAUUCUACAUCCAAUCGAGGACUUCCCAGCAUUCGCCUUCAAAGUCCUCAGGAUCACCCACGCACCUAAUGAACUUUUACCACCGACCCCGGCUGCAGGUUUAGACAAGGCGAAAGAGUCGUCCACUUCCAACGGCGUAGACCUGGGAAUGAUAGAGAGUGGGAAUACACCUCCUCUUCCCAGACAAUCAACUAUCAGCACAAUCAGGGACAGGCUCUCCAUAGACAAAAAGAAGCCCCGUGUGCCACCUCAAUCACUCUCACCCCUCAAUAUAUUAUCGGUAUUGUCAUUUCUCUGGACAAUUGGUCUCAUCAUAUGGGCAAGAUUUCUGAACGACGGUACGGCCAUCGUUGCUCUUGCGACAAUCUCUUGUGCAUCGUCAAUUGUUGGUUAUGCCUCGUGGUGGUCGCCGGUUCUGAUGAAACGAACUUUUAAAUCAAAAGUCCCUGCAGGGGAUGUCAUUAUCCGAAAUCGGGAGGGCGCCUUUCUACUCGUCAAAUGCAACGAAGAUGUGACGCGAGAGUUAUACAUUGGAACAGAAGAAUGUCAAUAUUAUGUGGGGACGCAGUUGUACCGGAUUCUUGUCGGAAUUGGAACAUUCCUGCUCAUGGUAUCAGUCGUUCUGUUAGGAAAUUGCAACUUUGCCAUGCAAGCUGCCAUUGGUGCAUCCUACAUUGUUCUCAACGGGGCUUUCUGGGGAUCUUCUCUGAUCAACAAACACAGUUUCUGGGAUCUCUCGAACUACAAAGUCGAGGAUGUUACACCGAAAGACGCUGCAGAUGCCCAUCUCGAGCAAGAGGAUACUGUUGAAGGUAGGCCGAGCUUUACACGGACGCUAUGGUACGCUAUCAGGGAGACCAAGAAGAUUGGAUGGGUAAAGAGAGGUGGUGCAGCACCUAACACGGACGAAUGGGACGAAUGGCUCAAGCUUGCUGAGCAAAAUGCUACUGAUGGAAAUAACGGCUGGAAUGCAGUGGAAAUACGAGAGACUGUCGUUGGCGUGGCAGAAUCAACGCCUCGGCGUGCAGCUGAGGAUGCCGCCCCUCAACAUGUGCCGGCUUAUGAGAUCCCCCCUCCAGACAAGCGAUAA
Hyaloscypha bicolor E is the source of this 1365-nucleotide messenger RNA. RefSeq lists its product as uncharacterized. The record is from RefSeq and is a predicted model, not a curated record. The coding region runs from base 1 to 1365 and encodes 454 amino acids. NCBI's taxonomy places the organism in Eukaryota, Fungi, Ascomycota, Leotiomycetes, Helotiales, Hyaloscyphaceae. The transcript has a single exon.